Messenger RNA from Ochotona princeps (American pika), 2873 nucleotides. RefSeq names its product checkpoint with forkhead and ring finger domains (gene CHFR). Bases 166 to 2157 code for a protein of 663 amino acids. The record is from RefSeq and is a predicted model, not a curated record. Gene Ontology annotation, molecular function: protein binding; ubiquitin-protein transferase activity. The transcript is spliced from 18 exons. Gene Ontology annotation, cellular component: nucleus. Gene Ontology annotation, biological process: ubiquitin-dependent protein catabolic process; protein ubiquitination; mitotic cell cycle checkpoint signaling. NCBI's taxonomy places the organism in Eukaryota, Metazoa, Chordata, Mammalia, Lagomorpha, Ochotonidae.
GACAGCCAAUCGCAGGCCGGGGAUGCCGGCUGGCCCCGCCCGCGGAUCAGCUGAGGGACCCGCAAUGUCUGUUGACAGCCGCGGCGGUGCCGCCGGUUCCGGGUUCGGCGCAGGUCGGGGGGGGCCUCAGCGGAUGCUUCCGGGCUCUCGUCAGAUGUGACUUCGAUGGAGCGGCCCGAGAGAGGCGAGCAGCCGUCGCCGCAGAAGCCCUGGGGGAAGCUCCGCCGCCUGGGCGCGGACGAGGGCGAGCCGCCCGUCCUGCUGUGGAAGCGGGAGUGGACCAUCGGGCGGAGGAGAGGUUGUGACCUUUCGUUCCCCAGCAACAAACUGGUUUCUGGAGAUCACUGUAAACUUGUAGUGGAUGAAAAAUCUGGUCAGGUGACACUGGAAGACACCAGCACGAAUGGAACAGUAAUUAAUAAACUGAAGAUUGUGAAGAAGCAGACUUGUCCUUUACAGACUGGGGAUGUCAUCUACUUGGUGUACAGGAAGAAUGAGCCAGAACACAAUGUGGCAUACCUGUAUGAAUCUUUAAGAGAAAAGCAAAGCCUGACACAGGAAUCCUUUGAAGCGAACAAAGAGAAUGUGUUCCACACGACCAAAGAUACCUCAGGUACAGUGCGAGGUGACGAUGCCCAAGCCCUGCCAUCGUCACCGCUAACUCAGGCAUGCUUUGAGGAACCACAGCCAUCAACGUCGACGUCGGACCUCUUCGCUAUGGCCUCUACCUCUCCCACAGAGCCUACUUCUGCAGGGCAAGAGAAUUCCUCCAGUUCUGGGGCCGGGAGUACAGGCAUCUCCCUGAAAGGAUGUGGUCUAUUUGCGGCAAAUGAUGAAGUCUCCUCCAGCUUGGCCUCAGUCUUCCCAGACGGAGAAGGAACAGCCUUUGGUGUGCUGGAACCCCAGGAUCGCGAGGAGUUUGAGCCCAUUAAAAAGAAAAAGAAAGGAGAUGAGGAGCUUGACCUGAAGCUGCAGUUGCUGGCCACAGACCAGCACAAAAGCACUCCAAGCACCUGUGAGGAUGUCAGAGUCACAGCCAUGAAGCCGGACAAGAUGGAGGAAACACUCACAUGCAUCAUCUGCCAGGACCUGCUGCAUGACUGUGUGAGUUUGCAGCCCUGCAUGCACACGUUCUGCGCAGCCUGCUACUCCGGCUGGAUGGAGCGCUCAUCCCUAUGUCCCACUUGCCGUUGUCCGGUGGAGAGGAUCUGUAAAAACCACAUCCUGAACAACCUUGUGGAGGCAUACCUUAUCCAGCACCCAGACAAGAGUCGCAGUGAAGAAGACAUGCGAAGUAUGGAUGCCAGGAAUAAAAUCACUCAAGACAUGCUACAGCCCAAAGUCAGGAGGUCCUUUUCUGAUGAAGAAGGGAGUUCAGAGGACCUGCUGGAGCUGUCCGAUGUUGACAGUGAAUCCUCGGACAUCAGUCAGCCAUACAUCAUGUGCAGACAGUGUCCUGAGUACAGAAGACAGGUGGCUCAGCCUCUUCCCUGCCCUGCACCUGACAGUGACCCGGGGGCCCUGCCGGCCGUUGCAGACACACCGUCCACGUCCUCCAGCUUCACCCCAGCAGCCCAGGAUUAUGUGUGUCCUCUGCAAGGAAGCCAUGCCAUAUGCACCUGCUGUUUCCAGCCCAUGCCUGACCGGAGAGCAGAGCGUGAGCAGAACCCUCGCGUGGCCCCCCAGCAGUGUGCCGUCUGCCUACAGCCCUUCUGCCACCUGUACUGGGGCUGCACUCGGACUGGCUGCUUUGGCUGCUUGGCCCCAUUCUGUGAAUUAAACCUGGGGGACAAGUGCCUGGAUGGAGUGCUGAGCAACAACAACUAUGAGUCGGACAUCCUGAAGAAUUACCUGGCAACCAGAGGUUUGACAUGGAAAGAUAUGUUGUCCGAAAGUCUCCUGGCUUUGCAGCGGGGGGUCUUCCUGUUGUCUGAUGACAGAAUCACUGGGGACACUGUGCUGUGUUACUGCUGUGGUCUGCGCAGCUUCAGGGAGCUCUCCUAUCAGUAUCGGCAGAACAUUCCUGCUUCCGAAUUGCCAGUGGCUGUAACAUCCCGUCCUGACUGCUAUUGGGGCCGCAACUGCCGCACCCAGGUGAAGGCUCACCAUGCAAUGAAAUUCAAUCAUAUCUGUGAACAGACAAGGUUCAAGAACUAAGCUUCAGGGGAGGCACCGAGACAGCUGCAGUGCUGCAGGCAGUGACAGCACAUUUUCAAAAGUCCUGAGAACAGAUGCUCGUCGGGCAUUUUUACAGUCCCCUUGAGGCAACACUGGGGGUCUCUGGUCAGGCGCUCUAUCCCCCGAAGUGACUGGGGUCCCUGGCCACAGCCCUCCUCCUGGCAAGCUCCAGAUAGAGCCACCAGCAGCAGAGGGAGGCACCACCCGCAGGACACACACAUCCUCUUUGCUCUGACUGAUAGUGCAGGUGUGCCCUCAUUGUACCUUGUCCAAAAAUCUAAUCAGGAAAAGUUCGUGGGAGUAAGGGGAAGGGUUAUCAAAACCAUCAUGUUCCAGGAAAGGGAGCCUCCGUUUACAUCCUACAGGAUGUGCAGCUCACUCUGCUGUGGGGAGUCACAGUGAUUUAUAUAAUUUUUAUUUUAAUAGGUUUGGUGCUUAUCUUCUAAUAAGAUUUAAAUAUCACAAACUAGCACAAAUAAUAUAAUUUAUAAUUUACAAAUUGACUAAAUGGAGGAGUGGAUGUCAUUUGAAAGAUAAGCAUAUGUUUCUGUUUGUUUAAAAAAGUCAUCACAUGUCCGGAACUGCUAACCUUAGACAUGGAUGUUGAGUUAGCAGCCUUUGCUGAAGUGUGUGACUUGAGGUACUGCUGUCCCUCAUCUAGGGCUGGUGACGGGUCCUUGCUGUGGAGCAGGGAC